Molecule: messenger RNA, 5975 nt
Organism: Mesocricetus auratus (golden hamster)
Lineage: Eukaryota; Metazoa; Chordata; Mammalia; Rodentia; Cricetidae
Gene: Ptgfrn
Product: prostaglandin F2 receptor inhibitor
Exons: 9
Coding region: 245-2884 (879 amino acids)
Source: RefSeq, a predicted model, not a curated record
UCGGCGGGGCCGGCUCCGGGGCCCGGCGACAGCGGAGGGCGGGAGGGGAGGGGGCGGGGGGCCGCGCCGAGCCAGGUGCGCACGUCCGCGCCGGCGCUGGGCUUGUUCGGCCGGCAGGGAGAGCGGAGCAGGCGCGCGGCCCGGCGGAGCAGCCGACUCUGGAGCAGCCGGAGCUGGAGGAGGAGGAGGAGGAUCGGCGGCGGGGAAGGAGGAGGAGGCGGAGAGUCGCUCCCGCCGGCCGAGCAUGGGGCGCCCGGCGCCGAGGCCGCUGCUGCUGGCGCUACUAUCGCUGGCUGUCUGUCGAGGUCGUGUGGUGAGAGUCCCUGCAGGCAGCCUGGUUCGAGUGGUGGGCACUGAGCUGGUGAUCCCCUGCAAUGUCAGCGACUACGAUGGCCCCAGCGAGCAGAACUUUGACUGGAGCUUCUCAUCUUCGGGAAGCAGCUUCGUGGAGCUCGCCAGCACCUGGGAAGUGGGCUUCCCAGCACAGCUGUACCGGGAGCGGCUACAGAGGGGCGACAUCCUCCUGAGGAGAACCGCCAAUGACGCUGUGGAACUGCACAUAAAGAACGUCCAGCCCUCAGACCAGGGCCACUACAAGUGCUCAACCCCGAGCACAGAUGCCACUGUCCAGGGCAAUUAUGAGGACACAGUGCAGGUUAAAGUGCUAGCAGACGCCCUGGUGGUGGGCCCCAGCUCCCGGCCUCCUCCAGGCCUGAGUCUGCGUGAGGGGGAACCCUUCGAGCUGAGAUGUGUCGCGUCCACCGUGUCACCGUUGCAUACUCACCUGGUGCUUCGGUGGGAGCUACACCGUGGUCCAGUGCACCGCAGCAUCCUAGCCCUAAGCCACGAGGGCAGGUUUCACCCAGGCCCUGGCUAUGAGCAGCGCUACCACAGUGGGGAUGUACGCCUGGACACAGUGGGCAGUGACGCCUACCGCCUCUCCGUGGCCCGGGCGCUCUCUGCAGACCAGGGUUCCUACAGGUGUGUGGUCAGCGAGUGGAUCACAGAGCAAGGCAGCUGGCAAGAAAUCCAAGAAAAAGCUGUGGAAGUGGCCACCGUGGUGAUCCAGCCGACAGCUCUGCAAUUGGCUGUGCCCAGGACUGUGUCUGUGACUGAAGGAAAGGACCUGGACCUUUCUUGCAACAUCACAACAGACUGUGUGGAUGAUGUUCGACCCGAGGUGACAUGGUACUUCAAAAAGACACCUGAUGCCUCCUUGCUUGCCUCUCACAUGCUGGCCCGGCUGGACCGUGACUCCCUGGUACACAGCUCACCACACGUUGCUCUCAGCCACGUGGAUACCCGCUCUUACCAUCUGCUGGUGCGGGAUGCUAGCAAAGAAAACUCUGGCUACUACCUUUGCCUUGUGGCCCUCUGGGCUCCUGGACAUAACAGGAGCUGGCACAAGGUGGCAGAGGCCAUGUCUGCCCCGUCCAGUGUAAGCGUGACCUGGCUAGAGCCAGAGUACCAAGUCUACCUGAAUGCUUCUAAGGUCCCUGGGUUUUCAGACGACCCCACAGAACUGCAGUGUCGGGUGAUGGACAUGAAGCGCGUGGAGGCUGGUGUCCGACUUACCGUGUCAUGGUACUACAGAAUGAAUCGCCGCAGUGACGAAGUGGUGGCCAGUGAGCUUCUUGCAGUCAUGGACGGAGACUGGACUCUAAGAUACGGAGAGAGGAGCAAACUGCGGGCCCAGAGCGGAGAGUUUAUUUUUUCUAAGGAACACACGGACACAUUCAGUUUCCGGAUCCAAAGGACUACAGAGGAAGACAGGGGCAAUUAUUACUGUGUUGUGUCUGCCUGGACCAGGCAGAGAAACAACAGCUGGGUCAAAAGUAAGGAUGUCUUCUCCAAGCCUGUCAACAUAUUCUGGGCCUCAGAAGAUUCUGUGCUUGUGGUGAGGGCACGGCAGCCAAAGCCCUUCUUUGCCGCAGGGAAUACAUUUGAGAUGACUUGCAAAGUGUCUUCCAAGAAUAUCAAGUCACCACGCUACUCUGUUCUCAUCACGGCUGAGAAGCCUGUCGGGGACCUCACCAGUCCCAAUGAAACCAAGUACAUCAUCUCCCUGGACCAGGAUUCCGUGGUAAAGUUGGAGAACUGGACUGAUGCAUCUCGGGUGGAUGGCGUUGUGUUAGAGAAGGUUCAAGAGGACGAGUUUCGAUAUCGAAUGUACCAGACUCAGGUCUCUGAUGCAGGACUAUACCGCUGCAUGGUGACGGCUUGGUCUCCUAUUGGGGGUAGCCUGUGGCGAGAAGCAGCGACUAGUCUCUCCAAUCCCAUUGAGAUUGACUUCCAAACCUCAGGUCCCAUAUUUAAUGCCUCUGUGCAUUCAGACACGCCAUCAGUCACCCGGGGAGAUCUCAUCAAAUUGUUCUGUAUUGUCACUCUGGAAGGAGCAGUGCUGGAUCCAGAUGACAUGGCCUUCGAUGUGUCCUGGUUUGCGGUACACUCCUUUGGCUUGGACAAGGCUCCGGUCCUCCUAUCCUCCCUGGACCGGAAGGGAGUCGUGACUACAGGCCAGAGGGACUGGAAGAGUACUCUCAGCCUGGAGCGCGUGAGCGUGCUGGAAUUCUUGCUGCAAGUGCAUGGCUCUGAAGACCAGGACUUUGGCAACUACUACUGUUCUGUGACUCCAUGGGUGAGGUCACCAACAGGUUCCUGGCAGAGGGAAGCCGAGAUCCACUCCAGGCCCAUCUUUAUAACUGUGAAGAUGGAUGUGCUGAAUGCCUUCAAGUACCCACUGCUGAUUGGCGUGGGCCUGUCCACAGUCAUCGGACUCCUGUCCUGCCUCAUCGGGUACUGCAGUUCCCACUGGUGCUGUAAGAAGGAGGUGCGGGAGACGCGUCGGGAGCGCCGCAGGCUCAUGUCCAUGGAGAUGGAUUAAGCAGCGGAGAUAGAGGGACAGAGGAACAUUGUAGGGAUGGUGGGGGCGAGAAGAGGACCAGUGAUAUUUUAGAGCAAAGUGUGUUACACUAAAACCAGUCCUCUCUAAUCUCAGGUGGGACUCGGCGCUCUCUCUUUUCUGCAUGUCAAGUUCUGAGCGCAGACAUGUUUACCAGCACACGGCUCUUCUUCCCACGGCACUUUCUGAUAUGUAACAAUCGAGUGUGUGUUUCCCCAGCUGCAGCUUUUUAAUGGUUAACCCUGGUCUAAUUAGUUUUCUCCUAGCAGCUUAUCGACCCUCUGAUUUCUGUGUGUUGAUCACUUUUGAUGUGAGGGAUUGCGGUGAGGAAGGGUGGAGAUGUUCAGAGUUGCUCAUCGUGGGUGAGAGGGUGCCUGCCCUCCUGAGAGCCAGCAUCCACAAGGGGCCGGCAUCUGGGUAGUUGCUACCUGAUGCCCUCCAUGCUGGCCCAGAGCUGAUAAAGACCUGCGCCGAGGCAAGCUGUGGCGUUCACUACCCUGCCCAUCCCCCACUUUCAGGAGUUGAAACUAUGUUAGAACCUAAAGUCAGAGUCUUUGACUUCUUAAUUCAUAUGCCUUUUGUGUUUUCGCUUCUUCUCCACCCUCUUGCGUUUCUGGUUUGUUUCUGUGAGAGUGAGGAAAUGGCAGCCCUGGAGUCUAGAAUUUGGCUUUCCACCAAGCACCUUAUCUCGCCACCUUAGCCUUAAGAAUGAGUAGGAAGAAAAGUCCACCGCCACCUCCGUCCAGGGCAGAAGGUCUGUGAGCAAGAGGACACUGGGGCCAAGGAAAGGGAUGGAUGCCGUCUCCCUGGUAGUUCGGCGGCCACUGUGCCCAGGGACCCCAGGGAGAGUAGCAGUGGCGGGCGUCUGAAUGUGCCCUGAGCCAGGUGCCCCGUCACUUCACGAGAAGCCCUGUUGCUGGUUUCCACAGGGCCUGCGUGGGGGUCGAGAUGCGCCACCCUCACUCGCCUCUUGAGCUCCUUCACAGGAAAGCAGAUUGCUGCCUGCACUGACUGACUUCAAGGAAUCGGAAAUGGCCUAGAGCAAGUGUGUGUGUUCCAUGACCUUUUCAGUCCUUGAAGUCUUUUUAAGAUCCCUGCAGGGGGUAGUGAAGAGGGGUAUAUUUUGUGGAUGUUUGCCUUCCUAUUAGGAAUAUGAAGGGAACCCAGCAAUUUACUGUCGUGUGAACGGCCUGUAAAAUAGGGUUGAGAGCAGCCGGCUCUGCCUGACUGUGCACAGCAGGAAUUAGGACAGCGGACAGACACACCUUCCAGGUCCCCAGGGCCUGGUCCAUCAGGGCCUCGGCCUCCCAAAGUCUCUCACCCCAGCAUAGGCCUUCCACAAGCCUCCCCUGCGUGCCAAGGCUCACCGCCAACUGGUACCCUCACUUAUCCCUUUGGCUCCGAAAGAUUUAACACUAUUGUCUUCCAAAGUGUGUUAGGGGAGAUUCCUUUGUUUUGAGCAAUAAAGUAAUACAAAUAGAAGGCCAUUCACAUGCAGCUCUUGUCAUCAUGGGCCAGGAUGUGCUGACCCCCCCUCCUUUGCGUUCACCACCCGCCUGGGAUGUUCCUGGGAUGAGAUGCUGAGCUGGUGGGUCCAGCCCAGGUAGGCUCCUAGUUUAGAGUCAGUAGCAAGGAGAGAGACAGCAGUUGCACCCCACCCAAGCAAGAGAGGCCAGAGGAAGUCGGGGAAGGGGGGACUUGGCAGAUAGGGGUAUUUCUAUGUCACUUCCUACUGCUAGUUCAAAGAUGGGGUACAGGUGACUGUACAAACAGGAAUUAGGGGAAUAGAACCAGGUACUUCAUUAGUAACAGCCUCUGAACCCUGCAGUUACUGAAGAAGAUUCAAGGUCAUUGUGGUGCCGCCCUCCUUAGGAGGAGGAGAGACACUUACCCCUGUGUGAUCCCAGCCCCCGGUGAACAUGAAACCACUGAUGGGUCAGGGCCAGCACUUGAGGGUGAGACAGAUAGUGUUAGGCCUACCUUUCCCUUUCUCAGCUGAUGUUGAGAUUUGAGCCUGAAUUACUGAGGCCCUGGCCUUCAUCUACUGGCCAUGCCUAAACCCUCAAGCUGCUUAGGGCUGGGAGAGGGGUCAGAAACCCCAGGACCUAGUUCCUUUAGGGACUAUCACCAUUCUGGGAUGUGAGUCCUUUUAAGUGUGAGCAAACACUCUUAAUGUACCAAAUAGGGUUCCCCAUGAAGUGCUCUUCCUGAGCACCCCCCCAGUACCGGCGUGACAGAACGGAAGGCCAAGCCAGGCCUUGGCAGAUGAAAUUGCACUUCUUACAGAGUAACUUUAUAGAAGGCUUUUUUCCCCAAUUGCAAAAUCCCCCUUCCCCCCGAAAGAGCCUAAGCUAUAUUCAGAUGGAAGCCUAGAAAUUACUUUAAAUUGUUUACUUUAUGAUGUUUACACACACAAUUCACUUUUUUAAAAAAUAAGAAAAAUGCAAACUCUGGCUUUUUAACAACUUUUCAAAUUUUUCAUGCAUGGGAUAUGCUGGCAUCCUGACUCACCAGCUAGGUUAAAUCCUCAUUUAGAAAAGUCCCGAUGUGUGUGUGUGUGUCUUCCCCUCCCAGCCACACGGCUCCCUCCUGCCCAGACCUCUGUCAGUUUCUCUGGUGGCUUUUGCCUCCUGCUUUGCAGACUUCCUGCAGCCAUGAUUUCGUUACGGCAUCUAUGAGCCAAAGACUGCGCCCUUGGAGCAGGAACAAUAAGCAAUACUACACGACUCGCUACUUUCGGGGGAAUUUCUUUCUUUUUAAGCUUCACCGAUGACAACGAGGAAGAAGGGAACUAGGGUUUAGGUAAGUUCUCCUCUGGCGUGUGACCAUAUUCUCAGUGACACACAUGUGUGCAGGUCACUAGGAGAACAAGGUUGGGUUUCUUUUCUAGCGUAUAACACAAGGAUCUGCAGACUUUUCCGUAGACAAAAGAGAAGAUCAUGUGUAUUUUUGUCCGUAUCCAAUGUUAUACAAACUAAUUGUGUUGUUUUAUACUGUGGCCACAAAUAUUAUGCAAUGCACCAUUUGUUUUUGUUUUUUUUUUUUUAUUUCAUUAAAGGAAGUUUAAUUUAAA